Molecule: messenger RNA, 1387 nt
Organism: Lotus japonicus
Lineage: Eukaryota; Viridiplantae; Streptophyta; Magnoliopsida; Fabales; Fabaceae
Product: BRI1 kinase inhibitor 1-like
Exons: 1
Coding region: 227-1171 (314 amino acids)
Cellular component (GO): plasma membrane
Molecular function (GO): kinase inhibitor activity
Source: RefSeq, a predicted model, not a curated record
UUCCUGAAAGCUUAAGACUUAAUGCCCUUUGACAAAGACUCACUCUUUUUUCUUUUCUAGCUCUUUGGUUCCUUUAUCCUUUUGUAUGAUAACAUUCACACAAGAAAAGAUUGCAAAUCCUCCCUCUCUCUCUCUCUCUAGCCAACAAAAAAGAAAAUACUUCAGACCAAGAAUUUCAGAUACUGCAUCAAAUCUUGUCAGUCUUUAAGGCAACUACCUCAAAGUCAUGGAACCACAUCAUCACCAAAAGAACAGAGAAAAUGAUGUGGAGAAGCCAAUUGAAUUAGCAACAGCAGCACAAUCAUCAACAUCCCCACCUUCACAAUCUUCAUCAGCAUCCUCCUCUCCUUCUCAAGAAUUCUCCUUCACAAUCACUCACCACUCUUUCUCCACCCCAUUCCCUGGUAAUAAAUCCAAAUCCCCAAAUUCACAUGCACUUGAUCUUUCCCCUGCUGAUGAAAUUUUCUUCCAUGGCCAUUUGCUUCCUCUCCAAAUCCUCUCACACUUCCCUGCAACAUCAUCACCUAGAUCUUCCACCAAUUCCAAUGACAGCUUCACCCUCCCCAUCAGAGACUUAUUACAACUACAAUCACAUCAAAGCCCCACAAGGGACAGUGUCAGCAGCAGCAGCAACAGCAAUAGCAGCAGCAACAUCACCUCAGAGAGCAAUAACAGCAAAAGAGAAAGAGAUAACAACAAUAUUGGAACAAAAAGGGUGGAUGGUAAGUCCAAGUUUUCUUUUUUAUCAUUUGGGUUGACAAAAGAGCACAAAGGGUGUCAUGUUAAGGACAGAGAAGAUAAAGAGGUGAACAAAAAGAAGCUUGGUGUGAUUCAUGCACUGAAAAAGUACUUGAAAAUGGUGAAGCCUCUUAGGAUUUUCAGUGGAGAAAGAGAGAAAGUUAGACUUCAUGGGAAGUCUUAUUCUUAUUCAGGGAAUGUCACUCCAAGGAAUAAUAAGCAAGAGUCGAGGGGUUGGAGAGGGCAAUUUUCAGCACCAGCAUCACUGAGGACUUCUCCAUCAAACAGUGGUCUCUUGCUUGCAAGAACUACUACUCUUCCUCCUCCUCCUCCUCCUAGUGACAGCACCAUGGAAGAGUUGCAGGCUGCAAUUCAAGCUGCAAUUGCUCACUGCAAAAAUUCAUUUGCUAAAGAAGAUAAGCUCAAAUGCUGAUUGAUGGAUAGGAGGGAUUUUUUCCAUUCAAUUAUUUUCUAUAAAUGAUUUUGUAUGUGGUAUUUAAAAAAUUGUGUAUAUAAAAAUGUUCGGCUUCUUAUGCGAUGAGAUUAAGAUUUAAAAAGAAGCACAAGUGGAAAUAUCAGAGAAGAUUAAUAACUGUGCCUUGUUUUAGACCAACUUGUAUUGGUAUCUCAUGAAUUUCUGCAGUCUUCA